Messenger RNA from Malaclemys terrapin pileata, 8142 nucleotides. RefSeq names its product cytochrome P450 7B1. Gene Ontology annotation, molecular function: iron ion binding; oxidoreductase activity, acting on paired donors, with incorporation or reduction of molecular oxygen; heme binding. Lineage: Eukaryota; Metazoa; Chordata; Testudines; Emydidae. The coding region runs from base 129 to 1631 and encodes 500 amino acids. The transcript is spliced from 6 exons. Gene Ontology annotation, biological process: cholesterol homeostasis; bile acid biosynthetic process. The record is from RefSeq and is a predicted model, not a curated record.
GGCCGGGGGAGGAUCGGAACGGGAGCUGCAGACAGGGAUUGGUAACAGCAGACACAAACUUUCCCCUCCAAGGCGAAGCAGCCUUUGCAGCGGCGGCGGGGGGAAGGAAACGCGCCCGCUCCCUUAGCAUGGGCCCCUGGGAGCUGCUGCAGCUCUGCACCUACGGCCUAGCCAUCGCCACGGCUCUGCUCCUCUGGGCGGCGUGCGCCCGCGGCAGGAGACGAAGGAGGACCGGAGAACCCCCGUUAAUAAAUGGUUGGAUUCCUUUCAUUGGGAAGGCCUUAACUUUUAGGAAAGAUGCUUUCAAAUUCUUGAUAUCUCAGCAACGAAAAUUUGGAGAUGUUUUCACUGUACACAUUGCUGGUAGAUAUAUUACCUUUAUCAUGGACCCAUUCCAGUAUGUUUAUGUGAUCAGAAAUAGCAAGCAACUUGAAUUUUAUGAAUUUGCUGAUAAAAUGGCAUCAAAAACUUUUGGCUAUCCCUCUUUGUCAAAUUUCCCAAACCUAAACGAAAAUCUGCAUCGAAUUUACCAAUAUCUGCAAGGCAAGCCUUUGGACAUAAUUUCUGACCACAUGAUGAAAAAUCUCCAGCAUAUAUUUGAAUGGAAAUGCUCACAAGCAACAGAUUGGAAAACAGAAAAAAUGUACAAGUUCUGCAGCUUUCUAAUGUUUGAAGCCAGUUUUAUAACACUAUAUGGAAGAGAUCCUGCUGCAGAUGGCCACAAUGUUAUUAGUGAAAUCAGAGACAAAUUUACCAAGUUUGAUGCCAACUUUCCCUAUUUAGCUGCAAACAUACCAAUUGAGUUGCUAGGAGUUACCAAGAAGAUUCGGAAGGAGCUUAUACAUCAUUUUUUACUUCGGAACAUGGCAAAAUGGAUGGGAGGGUCAGAAGUGAUCCAAGCCAGAAAAGAUACAUUAGAGAAAUAUGAGCUGCUCCAAGAUUAUGACAAAGCAGCACAUCAUUUUGCCUUCCUGUGGGCCUCUGUGGGAAACACGAUUCCAGCUACAUUCUGGGCCAUGUAUUAUCUUCUGCGGCACCCAGAAGCUCUUGCAGUGGUGCGUGACGAAAUUGACCAUUUGCUGCAGUCAACAGGUCAAAAGAAAGGGCCUGGAUAUACCAUCCACCUCACCAGAGAACAAUUGGACAACCUGGUCUACCUAGAGAGUGCUUUAAACGAGAGUUUACGAAUGUGCUCGUCUUCCAUGAACAUUCGGAUCAGCCAAGAGGAUUAUAUUCUCAAGCUUGGAGGAAAUCAGGAAGUCAGUUUGAGGAAAGGAGACUGGAUCGCUCUUUACCCUCAAAUUUUGCACAUGGACCCUGAGGUCUAUGAAGAUCCUGAGGUGUAUAAGUUUGAUCGUUAUAUAGAGAAUGGCAAGAAGAAAACCACCUUCUACAAGGGGGGAAGAAAGCUGAAAUACUUUCUUAUGCCUUUUGGCUCUGGAAUCAGCAUGUGUCCUGGCAGGUUCUUUGCAAUGAAUGAAAUGAAGCUGUUUCUGAUUUUAUUCUUGGCUCACUUUGACAUAGAACUAGUGGAAAAUAAGCCCAUAGGGCUCAACAACAGUCGUAUGGGCCUUGGUAUCCUCUUGCCAGACUCUGAUAUUGCCUUUCGUUACAAGAUAAGGUCUUUUUAGAAAAGUAAACUGCCUAUUGCAGACUUCCCACUAAUCUCACUUUUUUGCUGUUUCCUGGCUGCAUAUUUUCUUUUUAGACAUGUUUGCUUUUUCCUGUUCUGCUUUCAUCUCUCUCCUACUUCUGUAUGUUUAAGUGAAGAGAGAGUAAUGCUAAAUGUCUUAGGGCUGGAGGAUCACCUCCACAGACACGAAAGCAGGAGUGACUGGAAAUUAAUAAGGGGGCAUGGAAGAAAGCAGCAACUCUGAGACAUUCACCCUGCACACAGGGCUGGCUCCAGGGUUUUGGCCGCUCCAAGCAGCCAAAUAAACAAACAAACAAAAAAGCCGCGAUCGUGAUCUGCGGCGGCAAUUCGGCGGGAGGUCCUUCGCUCCGAGUGGGAGUGAGGGACCGUCCGCCGAAUUGCCGCCGAACAGCUGGACGUGCCGCCCCUCUCCGGAGUGGCUGCCCCAAGCACCUGCUUGGUAAGCUUGUGCCUGGAGCCGGCUCUGCCUGCACAAUACCCUGAGCCAAUAGAAGUCAUUAGCUGCCGUUCCACACUACACCCUCUCUGCUGAGGGGGAAGUAUCGCAAUCAGGGUAGCCAGUGGCCGCAUGCCUUUGUAACCCACAUGAACCCAAUGUGGGCCUCUGUCCCCCUCUAGUGGCUGGACCACAUGAGAGAUUUUUGUCCCCUCUGCUGCCCUGGUGCUAAUAUAUCUGGUCCUUUAACUCAGCUCGUAGAGGCUCAGCCGUUGAGAUGUAAAGGUCUUGGGUGCAAUCCCACAGACAGUUGACCCAUCUGGAGGUGCCAUUACACCUGCUCAAGAAAACAUGCUGCCCAAGGAUAAAGGGGACCUGGAGAGCAGGUGGCAGAGAAAGGGGACUUUUUUUAUUCCCACCAUCCCCAAGCCCCUUUCCCCUCAGCACAGCAGUCACUAAAACUGCGCAAAAUCUGUCUUGCUGGUUUCCUGGGCCCACUUUCCUCUCUGAUGGAUUUUACUCUGGGAGGGUCCAGUGUGACCUUUGAUGACCCCCAAAAUUUAUGAUGCACAGUGAGUGUUCCAUUGGCCCCUCUUUCAUCCAGGCAUCCCUGCACUAAAGAAAAGCCUUGGAGAAAAAUACUAGUGUUUUUGUUUAGAAGACCAACCCCAAUGAAGUGCUGGAUGGGGCUCCUGGGAGCCCUUUCUUAAAUUAUACUGCCAAAUGGAAAGGAGAGUGAAUUGCUAUCAAUGGAGCUAACUUUUAAAUUCCCAUGGAGAGUAUCUCCUCAGAUCCCUCUCAUCCCUCCCCUCCACCCCGCAAAAAACAGAAAGUAACCUCCACCCCAUUUCAAAUUACACAGCAUGAACACUGUUCUUCACAAUCAAUAUAUUCUGUGUAUUUUUCAGGAACAAAAAUAUAAACAAUUCCAUCAAAUGCAUUUACUGGUAAAUUGUUCACCUAGUGGUGCUGCCCCUGUCUUGGUUAUGGCUAUUUUCAUGUAAAUAGAAAAACAAAUGAAUAGGUCCUUCUGCCAUCCGCUCCCUAAGAAAUCCAACCUCUGGUACCUGGGGUUUAUCACAGGCUAAGGGGGUUAUGACUUGUAGGAGUGUCUUGUUAUCAUCCUGGCAUCAUUUCACUGGCUUAGGAGUACUUUUUAAAUUCAACAGUUUGUUACUUAUGCAAUAUGAAUCAGUAACCUGAAUCUACUACUGUUAUAGGGCCUGAUUCAAACCCCUAUUAAAAUCAGUGGGAAGCUUUUGUUGACUUUAAUAGGGUUUGAAUCAGGCCCAUACUGUCUACUGAUUUAUCUGAGCCACAGCACUACAUUAGUUCAUAUUUAAUGUGAGCCUGUUUAAAAUGACACCAUCAUCUUAAAAAUGAGACUUCGGCCUACUAGCAUUACCAGUAAUGUUUUGGAGUAUUACACUUGAAAGAGAUUAGAGAAGAAAACAGAAUUGUUUGGCUUGUUUACUUUGUGCAUUUGACAUCACUUUGUAUUUGCCAGUUUCUCCUGUUGUCUUUCUCACACACACACACACACACACACACACACACACACACACACACACACACACACACACACACACACACACACACACACACACACACACACACACACACACAAAAGAAGAAACUUUUCAAACUCUAGAAAAAUAUGAUUGCAAAACCACAAAAAUUGGCAGGAGGAUUCAAGGACAAAAGUUUCAUACUAAAACUACUUUUAACUUGUUUUUAAAAAGAUGACUAAUUUUCAAGUUGAUGGUGUCAUUUAAUCUGUGUUUAGAACUAGAAUACUAUACCUACAAAUUGUGAAGUAGUCUGUAUCACUGACUCCUGUUUAAGAUAACUUCCCACAACUCUUUAACUCCACAUUCCUGAUGGUUCUAAAGUGCUAGGAAUUUGAGUGAAACUCUGUGUGAUUAAGACAAUUUUUUAGAAAUCUAAAAGCAGGAUUUAUUUACAGAGAGGUGGCUUCUAAUGAAUGCCAUUUUUCCCUAGUCUUUUACAUAUUUAAAAGCUGUGGCCUACAUAAUUUUGUGGUACUUAAAGAAUAUUGCUGUUGUACAAGAAGCUAACAACUUCAGCCUCAUGCAUAUCCUACAGAUUCUGGAAAUUCUCCCCACAUCAAUUAUACACAGUUUCUUACUGAUGCUACGAGCCUGCUCUUUGCCAUUCGCCUUAUGUGGUAACCUCAUACAACUAUAUAAAUGAGCUGUGGACUGAUGUUAGGGAGAGCUGAGCUAGUUGUAAGUGGGACCCGAGGGUUCUGCUUCAUAAAUAAGCUCCUCAUUCCUGAGUACUCAUGCAGAUCGUAGGCCCCUCAUUCCCUUUUUUUCUCUCCCCAGCUGGAGACAGGGCCAGAAAGCCAGAAGUCACUUCAUGUGAGCAGUACCUGCCCUGAAGAAGUGCUCCAGCAUACAAUUAUCAUUUAUAGAAGUUAGACUGGAAAGAGGUUGGAGAGCCAUGUCAGCACAUAAAUUGCUAGUUUGGGGAACCAACCUCUGCUCGGUCCCACACCAGAUUUGCAUUGGUCUCUGUAGUUGCAAAGCUAAUUUACGGUUUUAGCUACAUGGAUGGGAGCAGAGACAAAAUUUGUCCCAUAACCAUUUAUAGACACACGCCUGAGUAGUAAUUAGUGACUCAUGCAGAGUCAAAGAACACAAAGGAAAUUGUGGAAAGUUAUCUCAGUGUUCUUUGAACAAGUAAUUUAGAACUAAAUUCCCAAGCGUUCAUUCAUUUUUAGUGCCUCCUUUUUUAAGUGCCCUAAAUUGACAGCACCCAGGGCUUAGUGUUCGGAGAUGCUGAGCACCCACAACUUCACUUGACCUCCAUGGAAGCUGCAGAUGCUCUGAAAAAUCUGAAAAGUAGGCCAAAGGUGUCUCCAUCCAAUUGAGCACCAAAGCUAGUGGACAUUUUUUUUAAAAGUAAGCCUUAAUUUCUCUGUGCCUCGGUCUUCCUCAUCUUUAAAAUGGGGAAAAUCUUUCCCCUCUUUUAAAGCACUUAAAGACCUAUGGAUGAAAAGCAUUAUGUAAAUAUUAAGGAUUAGUAUUAUAUGUUGUUUAUGCCUGAGGCCAUUUAAUUAUUCAUGUAAACUAUAUACUCCAAAUCAGCAUCACUAGAAAGACUUUCAAAGAUUGGCACAUCUAAGCUCCCAGGCCUCUGGGAAGAAAAUUGUUUUUGUGAGAUAUAUUGAAUGAACAUUUUCUCUUCAUAUAUAAUAUCAAUACUACCUAUGGUAUUGGAGUAUACUUAUGUUAAAUGGGCUUUGCAGUUGAUUAAAUGCCUUAACUUUGCUUCAACAUUUAAUCAACUGCAAAAGCUGUUUAUUGCUUGUAUACUCCAGCUCAAUAGAAUAAAAUUUGUUUUUAUAUACAGCCUUUCAUAUUCAGGUUAGUUACUAGUGUAGUGACUCUGUAGGCAAACAUCGCAGCUAUUAUAUAUUCAGCCAUCGCUCACGAUCCUCUUGGACGUUAGAACCUGUUUUAUUGAGAGAGAGAAAAUGUUGACAUCAUUACAAUGUUGACUAUAGACAUUAUUGCUUAAAUGUAAGCUGUAAAAUGUCUCAUGCCACAAUUCUGAUCAAUCUUUCGUUGGCAUUCCAUUUUGAAACAAAUGUGAAGCAACUGUGAAAAUAAAAGUAGGUAUUUGUUUUAACCAUCAGACCUUCUUUGACUCAUACUGUGCUUUUAGGAUUUUGAAUUAGAGUAUAACUUGCUGUAGAAUAAUUUAGUAGGACAUACUGGGACAGUGCCAAAAGUGAAUGAAAAACAUUACUAGUUUCAGAUUAAUCACUGAUCAGUCAGUAUAAAUAUCUAUUCAGAAAUAAAACAAGUAUGUGCAAACAAGCAAAUAAAAAUCUAUAUCCCCAGCUGUAUCUUAAAGCAUCAGGUCACAAGUAAGAAGUUGAGGCACAGUCCUGCAAGGUGCUGAGCACGCUCUACAUAUUUACUCACUUUAAUAGGAGUAUAGGGUGCUCUGCAUCUAACAGGACUGAAUACUUGAUUUGAGGUAAAAUUGGCCUUACCUUUUGUUAAAUAACCAAACCUAAACCAGGCAGCGAGAGUCCCUGCUGAACAGACUCCGAUCUACCCAGGCUGUAUUGAGAAUCUAGAUGAUGUCUUGGCUAGACGCCCAACACUGGCUGUCCAGUGCUGGCAUCCCCUGGUAAGAUCCCAUCCUCGGACUUUCUACCCAUGCCUAGCAAUGGCGCAACCUAGUAUUGUGGCCUUCUCAUAAGAGUGCCUCGCAUACUUCAAUCCAUUGCAAAGAGCAAACCUCAUCUUGCAUAUGUUAGUAGGGUCAAGCCCUGCUAAGAAGUAUGUGUGAGAGUUGAGGAGAUGGGGCUUUCAUCCAGCUGUUUCUAUGGAUCAUGCUUUAUUAGGAAGACUGACUGGACAUAACCCCCAGCAAACUGGGUCAUAUUGACCAUGGCCAGUCCAAUUAGAUUUCUUUGUAACUGACACCCACUGGAUCAGUCAGAGUCUGAGGUCAGUAAGCCUACCCAGAACAGAUCAUUUGGGUUCAGAGUGGGUGAGUGAAAGUUUAGGACUCACAUUCCCCCCAUGAACCAUGUCAGUCCACAGUCUGUGGGCCUGAAGUGGACACACCCACAUGAUUAACUCUGACACAUUCUAGGUGGCUUUAGCCAGUCAUGAAGCCACCCAGGAAUGCUAGAGUUCCGUGAUUGUUGCAUGAGACAGGGAGCAGUGCAAGGCUGUAAUCUCAUCUAGGGUGACCAAACAGCAAAUGUGAAAAAUCGGGACGGGGGUAGGGGGUAAUAGGAGCCUAUAUAAGAAAAAGACCCAAAAAUCAGGACUGUCCCUAUAAAAUCGGGACAUCUGGUCACCCUAAUCCCAUCAAAUGUUUCUGGUGUGAACCUAAACCAAAAAACCAGGCCUUGAGUAGUGUUCAGUGUCACUAGAUCCCUAAAAUGGAUAUCUGGUCAUAUAUGUACAGACUAUUUCAUUGCGUACAAUGUGGAAUUGCCAUGAAUCCUUCUUUUAAAAAGUCAUGUUUUUUGCUCUCUUUUGAACCCUAUUCAUUACCUCCCUGAAAGGCCUUGCAAUGUCAUGACCAUCCCUCCCACCUACCUAGUAGGGUUAGAUAGGACUCCUCCUUACGUAUGUCAGGCCGGGAGGUAUUCAGGUGCCACUCAAGCCACUGGAAUCUCAAUUUUGCUCCCCUUUGUGGUAGAAAGGUGCACUGCCCAAUCCUUUUAAAAAGUGAAACUGCUGAUCAACAACAGCUUCUUGCAGGAACACACUGCCCAUGGUUGUGCCAGCUGCCAAAACUCACUGUCCCAGGCCCCAGUAGCUCAUCUUUUUAAAUAUAAAAUUAAAGUUCAGUUCCAGUGCAGCCACUUUUGGGAGCCACUGGAAGACUGUCGGACUUUUAAAGUUAAUAUUUUUUUAACAAGUGAACUCCUCAUGAACCAAUGUGAACACUAAAAUGUGAGCCUUAUUGUUAUGUAUAGGUAAUACUUAACCUUGUAAGCAAUUGAACAGUCCUGAUUGAAAGGAUUGGGGUGCUUCCAUGUAUGAUUAUAUGAAUAGUUGUGUAAUUGUUUGUAAAUUAGAUUUGGCUACAUUGCCAUGUCUCUAGCAAUGUGCUUUAAUGUACUAAAUACCACAUAAUAAAUGGCUUUAGUGUACUAAAAACUACAUAAGAAAUGUGCUUUAGUUUACUUCGUUAAGCCAUAUUGUAUUACACUACUCUCAGAAUUGUUAUUUUUUUAUUAGUAAUCACUGAUCUUUGUACUUCAUUUGUAGGAGUAGAAAUUAUAGUUUAUUUCAUUAUUACUGAAUAUUUGGAUGCUGAAAAGAUUGUCAAUUGUUCUUAAUUCCGUAAACUGACAUGUUGUAAAUAGAUGAACAAAGUUAGGUUCUCCUUUAAUAGUUAAUAUCCAUCAGUAAGGGUCUUAAACUGAAUAAGGUACAUCUGUGAAUUUCUGAGCAAAGAAAAGUGAAACUUCAUGUACUUUACUAAUCUGACCCUUUAUGUGAAUUUUGUAUUUCAAAAGAUACAAUAAAAUUGAAUGUAUCUAUUUGCA